Messenger RNA from Fragaria vesca subsp. vesca, 2095 nucleotides. RefSeq lists its product as uncharacterized. NCBI's taxonomy places the organism in Eukaryota, Viridiplantae, Streptophyta, Magnoliopsida, Rosales, Rosaceae. The record is from RefSeq and is a predicted model, not a curated record. The coding region runs from base 177 to 1880 and encodes 567 amino acids. The transcript is spliced from 2 exons.
GCUGUUACAUGAUUUUGGGAUAUGUCUGCUUCAACAACAAGAGGAAGUACAAGUUCUUAGGAAUCAACCUAUCAUCAGUUCCAGAACCAUCUGAAAUCUACGAUCACAGAUUUAGAGCCAGGCCUUUGUUGUUUUUGUGAUCAGACUGACUUGGGUCUUUUGUUUGGGGGCCAAUUAUGUUUAUGUGCAAGUGUUUCUAUAGGAAUCAACUCAAUGAUUUAUGCCCACCGGAGCCUGAACCCUUCUCCCUGCCUGCUCCAAUUCCUAAAUGGCCUCCAGGUGAAGGUUUUGCUUCUGGGAAAAUAAUUAUUGGAGAAAUAGAGGUUUCCAAGAUAUCCAAAUUUGAAAGAAUCUGGACCUGCUCUCUGCCAGAGGACAAGAAAAAAUGUGUUACAUUUUAUAAGCCAGUGGGAAUUCCUGAUGGAUUUCGUAGCAUGGGUCAUUAUUGCCAACUCAACGGUAAGCCUUUACACGGCUAUGUUCUUGUGGUUCGAGAAGUAGAAUUGCCAGAAACAGCUGUUGUUGGGGAGCAUGUCAAGUCAGCAGCUCUUCGAGAGCCGCUUGAUUACACAUUGGUGUGGAGCCCUGAUGAUGGGACUGAGGAAAGUUAUGGUUCAUGUGGCUACUUCUGGCUACCUGAUCCACCUGAAGGUUACAGAGCAAUGGGCUUUUUAGUUACCAACAAGCCAGGAAAACCCGAGUUGGAUGAAGUAAGGUGUGUUAGAGCUGAUUUGACUGACACAUGUGAACCUCACAACCUAAUUUUUAAUAGCCGUACCAACUCUACAAGUCUUCCUUUCCAAGUUUGGACUAUGAGACCACGUCAUCGUGGAAUGAGGGGAACAGGGGUUUCUGUAGGUACAUUUUUCUGCAGUAAUCACUGGAGUAAUGGAGAGGACCUGCAGAUUGGGUGCUUGAAGAAUCUGAAUCCUAAGCUAUGUGGAAUGCCAAAUCUUGAUCAAAUUCAUUCACUUAUCAAUCAUUAUGGACCUACUGUCUUCUUUCAUCCAGAUGAGGUCUACUUGCCAUCUUCAGUGGCUUGGUUCUUCAAAAAUGGAGCGCUAUUGUACAAAACUGGCACAGAUGUAGGCGAAGCAAUUGAUGAAAGCGGCUCAAAUUUGCCUGGUGGAAGGUCAAAUGAUAGGCAGUUUUGGAUAGACUUACCUAGUGGUGAUCAAAGAAAGAAUGUUAUACAUGGAAACUUGGAAAGUGCAAAACUCUACGUUCAUGUGAAACCAGCUCUUGGUGGGACUUUUACUGACAUUGCGAUGUGGGUAUUUUGUCCCUUUAAUGGACCAGCCACUCUCAAAGUUGGACCAAUGGAUAUCACUCUCAGCAAGAUUGGACAGCAUGUGGGUGAUUGGGAGCAUUUCACACUUCGAAUAUGUAAUUUUACUGGAGAGCUUUGUAGUAUAUACUUCUCACAGCACAGCGGUGGUCAAUGGGUAGAUGCAUAUGCUUUGGAGUACAUAAGAGGGAACAAAGCUAUUAUCUACUCGACCAAAAAUGGACAUGCGAGCUUCCCGCAUGCUGGGACUUACCUUCAGGGGUCUUCAAAGCUUGGGAUUGGCAUUAGGAAUGAUGCUGAUCGCAGUGAGUUUUCUGUGGACUCGAGCAUCCAAUAUGAAGUAGUUGCUGCUGAGUAUCUUGGAGAUGGGGUUGUUACUGAGCCAGGUUGGCUGCAGUUUAUGAGAGAAUGGGGACCAAAAAUUGUAUACAAUUCAAGGACUGAGCUGGAUAAGAUCAUCAAUGUUUUGCCUGCGAUGUUAAGAUAUUCAGUGGAGAGCAUCUUUUCGAAAAUUCCAGUUGAGCUUUCUGGGGAGGAAGGUCCUACAGGACCAAAGGAGAAGAACAAUUGGGUGGGAGAUGAAAGAUGGUAGCAUUGCUAGGUUUGUAACAUAACCCUAAUUCAAGGAUCAGCUACUGUUUCUUUAUCCUGCAGAUCAUGUUGUUUUUAUAUGCUUCUUUCAUCCUGCAGGUCAUGUUGUUUCUAUAUGAACAGUUCAAGAAAUCAUUGAAUUUUGAGGCCAGCCUUAUUGUGGUUGUAACUCUUCAUGUAUUUUUGCCAUUCUUGUGUAAAUAACAAUGUAAGUUU